Cinara cedri is the source of this 7390-nucleotide messenger RNA. The record is from the annotation of a GenBank genome assembly. NCBI's taxonomy places the organism in Eukaryota, Metazoa, Arthropoda, Insecta, Hemiptera, Aphididae.
AGCGUUCAAACAGUCGAUUAGUGUCGGUCGACGAUGUCGUGUUCGUGAGAUUUGAAAUAAAAUAAUUACCUUCGAUUACCGAAUAUUGUAAUAGUUUAAUAUACAAUAACUAUACAUUGUAACUUCAACAUAAAUAUUGAAUUUAAUGUAAUACAUCCGUAUUUAUGUAAUACAAUCAAGCGUAAACCACUGGCAAAAUGAACAAGUGGUCGUGGUUGAUGAUUAACAUACUGGCUUUCGUUCAAACGGUAUGUACCAUACAUGUGUACGAAUAAUACAUAAUAAUAAACCUACUUAAAUAAUAACAUAUAAAUGAACACCUAUUCGUGUAUAUGUAAUUAUUUUUACAACAUUAUGAAGUUUAUACGGGAAACGAUAGUAAUAUAAUUUACCAAGGGCCAAAGAACCUCUACGCUAACAUAAUAGGUAUUAUGUUGUUUUUUCUGAAUGUCUCACGCGUAAUAAUAGGUAUGUAGUAAUGUGGUAUUCCGGAAUUCCGUUAAGAGGACGUUAUACAAGCAUCUAUUGUCUCAGUCCAACUGCCGGGUAACAAACAAAACCAAUGCUUUCGCAGAAUAAGUAAAACUAGCUUAAUUUUAAUUAUUAGAGUGAAAGUACCUAUUAUGAAACUUAUAGAGAACAUUAUUUUGGAGGGAACGCCAAAGGGAUUUUGUACCAUUCAAAAAUAUAUAACUCGAUAUAAAAGACAUAAAAACAUUUUUGUUUUGUUUUUUAAAUAACUGUAACUUUUUUAAUAGCUCAUAAUUUCAAAAACAUCUAUAACAUUCCCACCAAAAUAUUGUUUUCUAUAAAUUUCAUAAUAGGUACUUUUACUCUAAAAUCAAAAUUAAGCGAGUUUUACUUAAUCUGCGUAAGCAUUGUUUUUAUUUGUUACCCGGUAGUUGGACUAAAACAAUAGAUGCUGGUAUAACGUUCUCUUAAAUUCAAAAUUAUACUAAUUGUUGAUUUUAAAGAAACCAAUAUUUUAUCUAAAUCUGGACGUCCGGUCGUUAACAUACUCCCUCCCCACUGCUGAUGUCAAUUAAAAAAUGACCUUCUAAUGUGCUAACUAAAUUCAAAAUGCGGCAAAAAAGGUCUCUUGUCAUUUUGUGAUUGGAUCAAGAUUUUUGAUAGAAAAGUUGCUUACGCGCUAAAAUACUAAAAAAAAAAAAUAGUACAACCAAUAGAUCUUUAGAUUAUUAGAUCUCAGAACCUAAAAUAUUAUAUUAAAUUAAUGUUUUAUAGAUUCAAUUGUUUAAUUCAAUAGCCUAUGGUACGUCAUUAGACUAUAAUUUACACCAAGAAGAAUUUAUUCUGUCUCCAAGGAAAUUUCACGAGAGACAAAGACGUUCAAGGUUAGUAAAUCUGCAAAAAAAAACUAAUUUUAAAUUUGAAUUCAAGGUAUGGAUUUUUAUUGAUUUCGGUUUUUCAAAAUAAAUUUAUUGAGGUAUCGGUAUAAAUUCUAAAUUUUAAAUAUAUGAAAUUAAGUUUUUAAGUUAUUAAAUUAGGUUUAAACCUAUUUUCUCUUUUUUCCUACGGUUUUCCCAUUUAAUGGGGAAAAUGAAAAAAAAUACCUCACUAAAUUACCUCCCCAGUCAGAUUUCCUUUCAGAAAAAAUGCUAUCAUUGUAAAUCGUAGCUAGAUUUCUGGAAGAAAAGUUGCUCAGUUAAAAAAUAAAAUAAUCAUCUUUGUAAAAGCAUAGGCUUCUUCGCUCCACUUAAAAUCUAAAAACCCAUAAUAUUUUUAAACUAAAAUUUACAUUUCGCGCAUUGCAGGUUUAACUAACCCUUCCCUCUCUUCCACUCUAAAUUGUUUCAUAUUAUAUUAGGUCUUUAUUGGGAUAACUCUUUCAGGGUCCCAGGCACCUUUUUUGAGUUGAUACUUAUAUCAAUUUCUGUGCCACGAAAGACGGUCGACGAUAGCAAUACGAAGUCGAUAAGACCGACAAAAUCCCGUGAAUCGUAAUAAAAAAAUAGAAUCCGGGCACGGUCCGACUGUGCCCGACAACGCCGUAUUCAUUUUUGUCGAAAAGUGGGGGAAAUCUAAUACCGUUCAUCGGCGGCGGCCGUAUAAUAUAGUGUCGUACGUAUUGUACGCAGGAGCACCCGUAUUUAUUUUGAUUACAUUUUUUUUUUUCUAUAAUAUUUUUAAAUAAUAUGCCAACUAUAUUAUUAUGAUUGAAACACCAACUCAAUUUUAAUUUAAUAUAAUUUUCCAUCUUUCUUUCAAUUUUGUAGGUAGGGCACGUGCCCGUGUGCCCCAUAGUACGAGCCGCCACUGGUCAUAUUUAUGUCAUCAAUUGUGAUCAAUAAAAUAAAAAUAUGAAUUAAUAAAAUACUGUUUGUAUCUAAGUAGGUACCAACUUACUAAUUUUGUGUUUAAUAUAAAAAUACAAAUUUGAUUUUAUUAGUUUAUAUAUAGGUACAAAUAUAAAUCUCUAACAAAAACUUAAAGUUUAUAUAAUUAGAUGAAAAUAGGACGGACAUUCUUUGCACGUGGGCACAGCUACUGAAGAUGGAAAGUUGGGAAGGUAGGGUACAGACAGGAAUGUAAUGUAUAUCAGCUGUAAACAACGAUAAACCAUUGAUUCUAAGCGGAGUUUAGUUGAUAGUGUUGCUUUGUGAACAAUAUAUGAGUCAUAUUAUGGUAAAAUGAUUACAACAAUGUACUUUUUCAUAACAACAAUAAUUUUUCAAAAUGAUUAAAAUAAUGAAAACUUAAUAAUAACAAAAAAUUUAUAAAAACUGUUGCCAAUGAUAACCUCAUUUUAAAUCUUUCAAUCUUUUCUAACUUAAAGCACCAGGUUUUCUUCAUUAGGUAUCUCGAAUAUUAAUGAGAAUUUAAAAAAAAUGAUUUCUCCAAAGUACCACCUAAAAAACAUUUCCUUUUAAAAAAGGUGCUAUACUUGAUAAUCGGAGUAAGGUUUCUGGUAGAAAAAGUGUUCAUAUAAAAUAAAAAAAACAUCACUGUAAAACCAAACAAUUACUCGGUCCACUCAGAAUCUAAUAAAUUAAGUUCGUUAGAAAAUAAAUAAAUAUAGAUAUAUUUAUAUUAAUAUACAUGGGGCCCGCAAAAUUUUGCACCGGGCCGGCACUGAGUGAGUACCUACCUAUCGAACAAAAAUUAUGUGAAAACAUCACAUAAAAUUAAAAUGUCUAUAAAUAGCUGAAAAAUAGAUACGUUUUGAAUAAUUUACCACGUCUAGAAAAGGCAAGUAUAAGUUUUCUGUUCAAAUUUCAAGUCUCUACAAAUAUUUAACUGAUUCAAAACAAAACACACGAACAUACUUCAACCGUGGGUGGGCCACUGUUGUAGGUGGGAUGUUGGGAAGGUAGAAUACAGACGGGAAUUCAAUGUAUAUCUGUAUUCUGUAAGCAACGAUUAACAAUUUAAAAUGAAAAAUCGAUUCUCGGGAGAGUUCAGUUGAUAGUUAUGCUUUGUCAACAACAUAUUAUGUCAUUAUAUUAUGGUAAAAUAAUUAUAUAGGUAUGCAUUAAAUAUUUUGUUUAAUAUUGUAAAUUUGAACCUAUUUUCCCGUGGUUUUUCUAUUUAUUGAAAAAACUCUUAGGAAAUCGAAAAUGACCUUUCUAAAGUACCACCCCGGUCAGAUUUCCUUUUAAAAAGGGUGCUACACUUGUAAAUCGGAGCAAUAUUUCUGGUAGAAAAGUCGUUCACAGAAAAAAAAAUAUAAUAAUAAAUACCAUAGUAAAAUCAAUACAUUCCUCGCUCUACUCAGAAUCUAGAACUUACCAAGUACAAAAUGUCCGUGUGACCGUGUAUAUAGUUAAGGAGACAGAUAGAUACGGAGUCAACUUGGGGACGGAUUGUCCGUUUGCCAUGUCAAAUGCAUUAUUAUUAUUUUAUCACAUGUUAUCAUUACUACACACUAUCAACUACGGGCCCGGUUUUCAUAUUAUUUGUUUACUUAAGCGUGAGGCGGUUUAUUUCACCGGUCGUUUAUAGAUAUUAUCCAAUAAGUAUUUAAUUGAAUCAAUUUUCCCAAUAUUUAGUUACGCAAUGUCUGCCGCCUUGACAAGAAAGAAGAUUUCUUUUAUAACGGGUAACGAGAAGAAAUUACAGGAAGUGUUACAAAUUUUCGAAAAGAUGUACAAUGGUACACUGCCCUUUGAAGUGAGUCGUUAUUUAUUCUUCUAUUAGAUAAGUUUUUUUCAAAUAGUAUACAAUUUUUGUUUGUAGUUAUCCCGCAUGAAUGUCAACUUGGACGAACUACAAGGUGACCGUAACUUCAUAUGCAAAAAAAAGGCGCUGCAGGCAUUCAAAAUCGUCAAAGGCCCAUGUAUAGUAGAAGACACUAGCUUGUGUUUCAAUGCCUUGGGUGGUCUUCCAGGUAGGAUAUUGCUAUUUACCGUAUUACUAGUACUAAGUAUGAAAAUAAUUUUUUCACUCAGGCCCGUACGUCAAGUGGUUUACCGAAGCGGUCGGCCCAUCUGGUUUAUAUCGUAUGCUCCAAGGGUUCAAUGAUAAAAGUGCUACGGCCGUGUGCACAAUUGCAUACGUCAACCAAGACGGAAAAGUAACCAUAUUUAGCGGUGAAACUAGUGGCACUAUUGUAAAUCCAACAACAGAGGAGACCUUUGGUUGGGACUCGUGUUUUCAGCCAACUGGGUAUGAUAUAACGUUUGCUCAUAUGACUAAAGAAGAAAAAAAUCUUAUAUCACACAGAAUCAAAGCAAUGAAAAAAUUAAAAGAUCAUUUUGAACUUUUUCUAAAUGAUGUUUGAAAUUUUUACAGAUGUUUGAAAUUAAAAAAUAUCUGUUUGUGUUACAUAAAUAUAUUUUAAUAAAAAUAGGUUGUUAAUAUUUGUUCUUUUUUAAAUACCAAUGUGAAUAAAAAAAAAUCAAAGGUGAGCAUUAACUAGUUAAUUUUCUAAUCAACUUAUGAACUUAACUAGUUUAAUUGACAGUUGAAAUAACUUAGCUUUUCUCAGUUGAUUUAAAAAUAAUCCACAAGUUAAAUAAUUUUGCAAUCUUUUGCUUAUACCUAAAUAUUAAUAUAAAAUAAAAAUAAUUUGGGAAAUUAGGAAGACGCAAUAUUUCUUUGUGAUUUACAUACUAAUUAAAAAAAAUAUAUCAACUUCUUUUAAACUGAUUUAAGUUAAUUUUUUUUUCGAUUUUAACUUUUAACUUAUCAAAUUAAAUUAAUUUAUUAAUUAUUAACUUAUUGAUCUUAUCUUAACUUGGUUUAAUUAUUUUCAUUACUUUCCCACCUUUGAACAAAAUCAUGAGAAACAUUACAUAUUAUCAGUGAUGAUAAUAAAAAGUAAAGUCUCAAUUUAAAAUGUGAAUGAAUAAAUACAUGAAUAACAGAGUCCAUGUACAAAUUAAUGAUAAAUGAUAAUGAAAAAUUUUUAUUCACGUAUAAUGGAUACACAUGAAUUUAAUAUUUAUAUUUAUUUGUUUUGGUGUUAUUUACUUAUUCAAGGAUAUUAGCCAUUGUUUUAAACUAAUUAUUAUUGUAUGUUAGGAAUUUGGUAUUCUUGUUCAUACUAAAAUACUAAAAUAUUCCUAAAAAAUUGAAAUAUAUGACGAUUCUAAAGUACUUCCCAAAUGAAUUUUCCUUUUAGAAACAUUGCUAUCAUUAUAAGUUGGAGCAAGCUUGUUGAAAGAAACUUUGUGCACAGAAAAAAAAGCGUACAAUUUUUAGCUAAUACCUGCAUUUCUUACAUUUUCCUUUUUUUUUUCGGUUUCUCAAAUGAGAAAAUUGAGAAUCAAAAAUGACCUUCCUAGAAGUACCUUCUCAGUAAAAUUUUCUUUCAGAAAAGGUGCAACACUUCGAAAUCCAAGCAAAUUUUCUGGUGGAAAAGUUGUUAAUAGUUCAUAAAAAAAUAAACAUCCCUGUAAAACCAUAUGCUUCUUCGUUACAUUCAGAAUCUAAAAAGUAAAUCAUAAAUCAUAAAACAUUAAACUAGCUAAAUAUUAAUACUGGGUGUAAUUGUACAAUGGCUUGCGAUAUAGCUUUAUUUUUAUUUUAUAUUAUAUUAUAUGAACAUUUUAAUUUCAAAUUUGGUAAAGGGUUAAUACCAAGUCGUGGGUGUGGCAAUAUUAUUUGUAUAUUUUAGAAAUAUUGUAAACUUUCUUUCAGUAAACCAUUGCAUUAUUUAUUUAAUCUGUCUCUUUCUUGUGGUAUUUUUCCUAACUUAUAGAAAAAAUCUUUUAUCACCCCUAUUUUAAAGUCAGGAAAUAUAAAUAAUAGGUAAAAAGUCCCUUUAUCAUCAAAAUCUUAUAAUAUGUAUUUUAGUUAUUAUUUAUGCUAUAUUUAUUAUUGUUAUGUCACUUAUCAUUUAUAUGUUUCUUUUCAUUAUACAAAAGGACUUGUCCUGUUAAGUUGAAAAUAAAUAAAUAAAUAAUAGUGUUGAAAAUACAAAUUUAUAUUUAAUCAAAAAAUGACAUAUUAAAUUUUCUAUUUGAAAAAUAAAUAACUUAAGAAUCAUUACUAUGAUUAGGUUAGCGAUUAGCUCAUAUUCAACUUAUUUAGAACAAUAAUAUAAAUAUUAUGUAGACAGAGGCAAAAGAUAUUGGAAUAAAAUGUUUGAUAAAUUGUAAUUAAAAAAUAUAUUGAUCUGUAAUUAGAAAAUAAAGUAGAAUUGUUUGUUUUUCCAUAUACUAACCUAAAAAACUAUAAUAUUAUAAUAAAUUGUGAAAACUAAAAUUAAAUUUAAGGAUUAAACAUUUUGCAGUUAAAAAACUAUGAAUUUUAAUCAGUUUUAUAUCAUAUUCUUAUGUAUUAAUAAUUUUGUCUAAAGAUAAAGUUUUAGAUAUUAAACUACUUAAUUAUUAGGAUAAAAAUUUAAAAUUAACUCUUAUGUUCUUAAAUAUAGUUUCUGUAGUUAUUUUGUUAGGUAUACUUACAAAUGUGUUCUCUAUAUUGCUGUAGGGUGUAAAAUCCUGGAUUCACAAAAACUUUGCCAUCACAAAGAAACUAAAAGCAUUUGAGUUAUAGUUAAAAUAGAAGAAUGGUGAUGUGAUACAUUGGACUGCCCAUAUUACAAAUACAAAUAAAUGCUCAAAUAAUGAACAAAAGCACUGAGUUCAUUAACACUAUUAAGAUCAGAAAGUUUAAAUACCUAAGGCACAUAAUGAGAAAUGAAAGUAAGUAUUCAAUAUUUCUAUCCAUUGCUUUGCAAGGUAUACUAUUUGGAAAGAAAAAAUCUAGCAGAAUAUGAAUAUCAUGGCUUUAAAAUCUAAGGGUAUGAUUUUGAAAUAGCUCAUUAAAGUUGUCCCAUGUUACAACUGAUAAAGAGGGGAUUGCUGGGAUGGUCCUCAACAUUUGGAAUCGGAUAGGCAUCUACAGAAGUGACAAAUGGUUUAAAUGUUGAGUACAAUUCUGUCUUUUUGUUUCAUCCAAUUUCUCUUCAGAUACUAUAAAUAAU